GUGUUGACAGAAAGAAGGGGAGGCAGGGGUGGAGGGCGCAGAGCCAAGGACUGGGGGGCGACUUAGGCCCUAGAGAUGAGAGAAGGCCUUUUCCUCACCAUAAGCCCCCUCCACUCAUGCAGCUGGAACAGUCUUCCCAAGUCUCUGUGGGGGCAAGAAAGCUCUAAAGAGCUGUUUGGGUGGGAAAAGAGGAUGGAGGAAGUUGACAUGGAUGGGCGGGGCCCGUGGGGGGGCUGACCAGGAACCCAGCUUCCUGCUCAGUACCCAGACAUCCAGCCCCCAGCUUACCCCCACCCCUUCCAGCCCUUACUCCCCUCAGAAACCUGUUCCAGCCCUCUUCCCAAAUCCCAGCACCCCUCCCCCCUCAGUUUCUCCCCUCCAGGGGAUGGAGGCCGGGAGACCCCAAGAAGAAGAGGAUGGUGAGCAGGGCUCCCCUCAGGAUGAGCAAGGCUGGCCCCCUCCAAACUCCACCACUCGUCCUUGGCGAUCUGCUCCUCCAUCUCCUCCCCCUCCGGGGACCCGACACACAGCCCUGGGCCCCCGCUCGGCCUCCCUGCUCUCCCUGCAGACUGAGCUCCUUCUAGACCUGGUGGCUGAGGCCCAGUCCCGCCGCCUAGAGGAGCAGAGGGCCUCUUUCCAUGCCCCACAGAGCCCCCCAAGCCUAGCCCCUGCCCCUCUCCGGCCUCUUGAGGACAAAGAACAGCUCUACAGUACCAUUCUUAGUCACCAGUGCCAGCGGAUGGAAACCCAGCGGUCAGAGCCUCCCCUCCCCCCAGGGGGCCAGGAGCUCCUGGAGUUGCUGUUGAAAGUUCAGGGUGGGGGUCGAAUGGAGGAGCAAAGAUCUCGGCCCCCCACACACAUCUGCUAAGACUUGAGCCCCCAACCAGCCCCUUCUCACUCCUGGAGUUCAAAGCUGGGCAGCCCACUGCACGCCCUGAACCCUUCUUUGGCAGGGGUACUGGAGACUGGAAAACACAGCAGAAAGUUCAGUAUCUAUCACCCUCUGCACCCUCCCUGAGAACUGGAGGGGGUGAAAGUGCUCGAACUCUAGGAAUAAAUAAAGCACCUAAUACAUGGGCACUUGAGGCAGUAAGAGGAUCCGUGGCACCCAUCUCAGGGAGUGGCUAGGAGUCCCUGUCCUGAACUGUGAGGACACCAGCGGUAGUCAGGUUACCAGGCAAGGUCUGAGGACUCAGGCCUUCACCUCCCAAGAAAAGGCAAGUCUCCCAAGGUUAUGACCUGAUUCAGAAACAGCUGUCAGUAAGAAGAAAGAGAAGAUGGGGGGCACAGCCAAGAAAGAUUAAGACUAUUCUCCCCCUCCUACUCUAACCGACCCAACCUCCUAUUCCCUACACGGAGGGCCCUACAGGCUGUGAAUGACCUUUAAUCCUGCCCAUUGUCCCUCUCCACUGCUGCUCUGAGUCUGUCUGAUAUUUUGGUAGUAUGAAUAAAUGUAAUUCGCCUCUGGA
Molecule: messenger RNA, 1469 nt
Organism: Otolemur garnettii (small-eared galago)
Lineage: Eukaryota; Metazoa; Chordata; Mammalia; Primates; Galagidae
Gene: GPSM3
Product: G protein signaling modulator 3
Exons: 4
Coding region: 212-868 (218 amino acids)
Biological process (GO): regulation of inflammatory response
Molecular function (GO): GTPase regulator activity; protein binding
Source: RefSeq, a predicted model, not a curated record